Molecule: messenger RNA, 526 nt
Organism: Aspergillus steynii IBT 23096
Lineage: Eukaryota; Fungi; Ascomycota; Eurotiomycetes; Eurotiales; Aspergillaceae
Exons: 2
Coding region: 118-390 (90 amino acids)
Source: RefSeq, a predicted model, not a curated record
CAGUUCUCUUGGGUUUUUAGUGGGGGCAUAAGCGGCAUCUAUCGAGGCUUUGCUGCUCUGAUCUGCCUAAAGUUCGUCUUUUUAUUUUUUUUAUUUCUAUUUUUUCCUGUCGAGCCCAUGUCAAUCCCUCUGAUACUCCGCGUACACAUUGGAUUUAAUUUUAGUUCCUGGCGAAGAACGGUAUUUUUGGAAGUGCCAAAGCCCGUCUCCCUCCCCUUUCACCUCAAGCCCAAUGCCUCGCCUUUUCAAUCUCCUGCUCUGCCCUCGAAUCCAAUUUCUUUUGCCCCCUCCCCUCCCCGCCCAUCUCAUGUUCAUUUCAACUCUGCGAGAUUCUCUUUUCCUCCCUUGGGAUUAAAUUCUUGUCUAUUAUAUCACUCGGAUAUUAUAUGAGCAUAAGUCUGAGCCCUCGCGAACGAUUCGAUCGCGCAUGAGGGUUGCAUUCGGUACAUGGCGACAGAUUUUGAUGCCCUUUCACCCACAUAAACCACACCGGAUUCGCCAUUUGUUUGAUCUGAUCAACUAGGUU